Molecule: messenger RNA, 2261 nt
Organism: Dama dama (fallow deer)
Lineage: Eukaryota; Metazoa; Chordata; Mammalia; Artiodactyla; Cervidae
Product: MAL-like protein
Exons: 6
Coding region: 79-765 (228 amino acids)
Biological process (GO): myelination
Cellular component (GO): membrane
Molecular function (GO): structural constituent of myelin sheath
Source: RefSeq, a predicted model, not a curated record
UGUGUCAGGCAGGAGGUGAUAUUUGAAGGGCUGCGGGCACGGGCUGCCAAGCCAGGGCGCCAGGCAGAGGGUGAGAGCAUGGCCUCCCGGGACCCGCCCGCCACCAGCCAUGCCCCCCCUGACGUGCCCCCCGGGGUCUCGCUGUUUCUCACCAUCCCCUACGCCUUCUUCUUGCCCGAGCUGAUAUUUGGGGUCUGGGUCUGGAUCCUGGUGGCAGCCACGCAGGUAGCAAGCCCACUGCUACAAGGAUGGGUGAUGUACGUCUCGCUCACCUCCUUCCUCAUCUCCCUGAUGCUCCUGUUGUCUUACAUGUUUGGAUUUUACAAAAGAUAUGAGUCCUGGAAAAUUCUGAUGCUGGGCAUAGAGCUCAAAGUCCACAGUCCGGCCCAAGGUGGAGUCCUGCUUUCAAGAUGGAGCCUGUUCUGUCUGUUUCCUCCUUCAAAUGGACAUGAGUUUGAGCAAACUCCAAGUGACAGUGAGGUGGUUGCCAAACCACGAAAGACACCGGAAUUCUUGGCCUCCAGAGGAGAAGAAUUCAACCCGAGGCCAGUGACGAGGCUGAUCGCUCAGAACUUUAGUGACAGCCUGUAUCACGGGACCACGGGCAUCCUGUACAUGAGUGCCGCCGUGUUACAAGUGCACGCCACCAUCAUGUCAGAGAUCCAGGACCUGAAAAACUACUAUAUAAACACCGCGGCCUCGUUCUUUGCCUUCAUCACCACCCUGCUCUACAUCCUGCAUGCCUUCAGCAUCUAUUACCACUGAAGAAGCAGGGGGCCAGGCGAUGUGGAAGAUGCUUUUUCAAAACCAGGAGUGUCAGCUUCCAAAAGUGGUUUUCAACCUUCACCAUCUGGAUGAUAAACAGCUCACCAACGAUGACAUCAUGGGAUCCACAGACCAUCUUUUCAGACUGAGCGAUGAAAUCACACGCUGGCAGAUCUGUUUGGACAUUUUAAUUCAUUGUGAUGAAUAUGAAAAGGCUGGUUGGGGGGGAGGACUUUGUUGUUGUUUCAUUUUGUUUUGUUUCGCCCAGGGAAAGUAAUUGUCUCUUGGGAUUUUCUGACAGUGACCCUCGCUCUUCUAGAAAACUAACAUCUUAUGCGGAAAAUUCCAGGUCUACCAUCAUCGUGCCUGUUUGGGCAUCUGCCUCGGCAACGAGCUUCCCCACAGCUGACUGAUGAGAACCUUCAUUAUUUUCUUAAAAUCAAAAUGGUGCUGUCAAAGCCUUCAGUUCUGAAGAACCACAGACCUUGCUCCUGCCCCGCGAUCCUGCCUCUUUGUUGCAGAGGUGGUACAAACCAGCUGCCCCCUCCCACACUGCCUGACUCCAGUUCAUGUCCACUUCCUCUUUCCUCUACAGUUUUAGGAGCCAGGGGAAAUCUGAGGGUAGAUUUGUGGGGAAAAUAAGGGCCCGACUACAAAAUUGUUAUAUACCAAGACCUGGGAGGGGAGGAGGGGUCGGACAGGGAAGGCUGUAAUCCAUUUUUCCAAUUCUCCGUAAGUCAGGCUGCUCAGAGAACUUCAGGGCUGCAGGACGCCUGGGUCAGGCCUCCAGACCCCCCUCCCUGUCCCUCAGAAAAGACCAUCAAGGAACCAAGAAGGGCAUUAUGUGCCAGGAUUCUCCUCUGGGCUCCGGUCACACGGAGGAUAUCAAGGAGGCUGGAAAGGACCCCAUCCCAGGGUCCCUGCUCUUUCGCAAGCCUCCUCCCCACAGUGGUCCAGAUGGGGGGCGGGGCCUGGACCGUCCAGCCAGCCUCCUGCAGUGAAGGGCUUCCAGGGGCCUGGGACACGGGCAUUCUCUGAGAAAAGGCACAGAGAAAUGUAAAAUCACAGUGCUGGAUACCCAACUAAAUUGUUUUCAAAGGCAGGCUGUGCCGUCUGGUGUUUCCGGCCCCGUGCUGGGGUCCAGGCGUUUGUCUGGCUCAGACUCUGAGGAUAGCCAGGGCUCAGCCCCCCAACUGCAUGGACCUGCUGCCAGUCUGAAAUGAAAUAAGUUAUUAUGUGGGAGUGAUUUGUCUGAGCCAGUUCGAGGGCUUACAGUUUUGGAUUGACUUUUUUCUGCUUCUGGGGGAGAGAGGGUCAGGAAGGCGGGGAGAUCACCAGAGAAAACAUUGGCUUCAUGCCUUGACAGCUCACCUUCUAAUCACCCCGUAGCUUGAAAAGCCACUGUUCAUCUGUGACUUUCCAGCUUGCCAUCUGUCUGGGAUAUUCAGUAUUUCCUGAGCAGUCACAUCCAAAUAAAAGUGGUUUCUAUAGUGAAA